AUGUCCUCCUUGGACCGAGUAAAGAAUGGCCCUCGAGGUUGUUUCACAGCAAUAAUGGAAGGUCAACGAUCCAUAGAUGAUAAUUCUAAUGCACGAGCACAAGCACAAUCACAAACUGAAAGCAAUAAUAUAACUCAAUCAUCUCCGAUGCCAAAUAACCAAGGCCCAUCCAUUUCACCCAUAGAAGAAGAACAAACACAAAUCGAUGAUAGAAAUGUUGGUACAAAUUGUAGAAAGCGAAAACUUACUUCAGUUGUAUGGAAUCACUUUGAGAAGGUGAAUGUUAAUGGUGAGGAUAAGGUAGAGUGUCGUGAUUGCAAGAAAAAAUUAGGAGCAAAUAGUAAGAAUGGGACACGACACUUGCAUGAUCAUUUCAAGAGUUGUCCAUGGUGA
Molecule: messenger RNA, 393 nt
Organism: Hibiscus syriacus
Lineage: Eukaryota; Viridiplantae; Streptophyta; Magnoliopsida; Malvales; Malvaceae
Exons: 2
Coding region: 1-393 (130 amino acids)
Molecular function (GO): DNA binding
Source: RefSeq, a predicted model, not a curated record